AUGGAGGCAGCGGAGAGAGGCGGCUGGGCGCUGCCGCUCACCGUGCGAGAGCUCAUCGCUGGUUGGGUCGCCGGUGGUGUUGCCAAGUGCGCUGUCGCCCCGCUGGAGCGCGUCAAGAUCCUCCUCCAGACUAGAAGGGCGGAAUUCCGUGGGUCUGGAUUGAUUGGAUCGUUUCGGACAAUCUAUCGUACAGAAGGUCCCUUAGGGUUUUACAGGGGCAAUGGUGCCAGCGUUGCUAGGAUUGUUCCUUAUGCAGCUUUGCAUUACAUGGCAUACGAAGAGUAUCGCCGAUGGAUCAUUCUUGGUUUUCCUAAUGUUCAACAAGGGCCUGUUCUUGAUCUAGUGGCAGGAUCAAUAGCUGGAGGAACAGCAGUCGUGUCCACAUAUCCGCUUGAUCUGGUUCGCACGAAGAUGGCUUAUCAGGUUAAAGGUGCAGUGAGCCUCAGUUUAAGAGAGCCCACCGAACAGGUUUACAAAGGGAUCCUUGAUUGUUUGAAAACAGUAUACAGGCAAAAUGGCUUAAAAGGCCUAUACCGUGGCAUGGCUCCAUCAUUAUAUGGAAUCUUCCCUUAUUCCGGUCUUAAAUUCUAUUUCUAUGAGAAGAUGAAGACUCGUGUUCCUGAAGAGCACAGAAAAGAUAUUAUACCAAAACUUGCUUGUGGGUCAGUUGCUGGUUUGUUAGGACAGACAAUAACGUAUCCCCUUGAUGUUGUUAGGCGGCAAAUGCAGGUUCAGGCGCUCUCAUCGUCCAACCUCGUGAAGGGGAAAGAAACAUUUGGAAGCCUUGCUAUGAUAGUGAAACAACAAGGCUGGAAGCAACUGUUUUCUGGACUAUCUAUCAACUAUUUGAAGACAUAUGCGGCUGGAACAGUGCAAUUCCCAUUUGUCGUCAAUGAUACUUAUUAUUAA
Molecule: messenger RNA, 909 nt
Organism: Triticum aestivum (bread wheat)
Lineage: Eukaryota; Viridiplantae; Streptophyta; Magnoliopsida; Poales; Poaceae
Product: mitochondrial carrier protein CoAc2-like
Exons: 7
Coding region: 1-909 (302 amino acids)
Biological process (GO): mitochondrial ATP transmembrane transport; mitochondrial ADP transmembrane transport
Cellular component (GO): mitochondrial inner membrane
Molecular function (GO): ATP:ADP antiporter activity
Source: RefSeq, a predicted model, not a curated record